Messenger RNA from Boeremia exigua, 1722 nucleotides. RefSeq names its product gamma-glutamyltranspeptidase-like protein. Bases 1 to 1722 code for a protein of 573 amino acids. Gene Ontology annotation, biological process: glutathione catabolic process. The record is from RefSeq and is a predicted model, not a curated record. Gene Ontology annotation, cellular component: plasma membrane. Lineage: Eukaryota; Fungi; Ascomycota; Dothideomycetes; Pleosporales; Didymellaceae. Gene Ontology annotation, molecular function: glutathione gamma-glutamate hydrolase. The transcript has 2 exons.
AUGCUGUCGCGCUGCUUGACUGGGCUGCUGACCCUGCAGUCGGUGCUCGCGAACCCAGUGCCUUCAGGCUACCCAACACCACCAAUCGUCAGAGAUGGCGAACUGGGCGCCGUGGCUUCGGAGAGCGACAUUUGCAGCCACAUUGGCGUGGAGUUGCUGAAGCAGGGUGGCAAUGCCGCAGAUGCGCUAGUUGGCACUGUAGCUUGCGUGGGAGUGGUUGGCAUGUACCAUUCUGGUAUUGGAGGCGGAGGCUUCAUGCUUGUCCGAGCACCCAAUGGCACCUAUGAGUUCAUCGACUUUCGCGAAACAGCACCCGCUGCAGCAUUCGAGGACAUGUACAAAGACAACGAGGCCGCCAGUCUCACCGGCGGGCUGGCUUCUGGUGUGCCUGGCGAGCUACGCGGUCUGCAGUACCUUCACGAGAACUACGGCAAGCUCCCCUGGGCGACGGUCCUCACGCCAGCUGUCAAGGUUGCGCGCGAAGGAUGGCGCGUCAACGAGGAUCUGGUCAGCUACAUCGUUUCUGCGACUGCGAGCAUGAAUGCAACCACAAACUUCUUGCUCAACGAUGUGGAGUGGGCUAUUGACUUUGCGCCCAAGGGCCGCAUCGUUCAGCUGAACGAGACCAUCACCCGGAAGCGUUACGCAGACACUCUGGAGACCAUUGCCCACGAGGGUCCCGAUGCCUUCUACGAAGGUCCGCUGGCUGAAGCCAUGAUCAACGCUCUCCAAGCCAGGAACGGCACCAUGACCCUCGAUGAUCUCAAAAACUACACCGUCGCCCUCCGCAAGCCCUCGACCAUCACAUACCACGACUACAAGCUCACCGCAUGCAGCGCCCCCAGCGGUGGCGAGGUCGCCCUGGCCAUCCUGAAGAUUGUCGAAGGCUACUCGGGCUUCGGCAACCCAGCUGCCAUCAACCUGACCACCCACCGCCUCGACGAAGCCAUGAAAUUCGCCUACGGUAUGCGCGCCGAGCUCGGCGACCCCCUAUACCUCGAGGGCAUCGACGAAUACCAGGAGGACAUGAUCUCGGCCGCGACCGCCGCCGAAAUCCGCUCCAAGAUCAGCGACACGCAGACCUUCAACGUCUCAUACUACGACCCCAAGGGCCUCGAGUCGCUCGAGACACCGGGCACCUCGCACAUCGUGGCCGCUGACAAAUCCGGCCUCGCCAUCACGCUCACGACCACCGUCAACCUACUCUUCGGCUCCAAGCUCGUCGUCCCGGAGACGGGCGUCAUCAUGAACAACGAAAUGAACGACUUCUCCAUCCCCAACACCACCAACGCAUUUGGCUACAUCCCCAGCCCAGCCAACUUCAUCCGCCCGGGCAAGCGCCCGCUGUCCUCCAUCUCGCCCGUGAUUGUCGAGCACGCCAACGCCUCCCUCGCAGACGCCUUCUACGUCGCCAUCGGCGCCGCGGGCGGGAGCCGCAUCAUCACCUCCACGGCGCAGAACCUGAUCCACAUCCUCGACGGCAAGUUGUCGACGGCCGACGCGCUCGCGCAGCCGCGCAUCCACGACCAGCUCGUGCCCGCGCAGAUCUCGUUCGAGCGCACUUUCAACAACGGCACCACCGCGUUUCUGAAGGGGCUCGGUGCGAAUGUGACAUGGGCGGCGGCGGGGAGUACGGCGCAGGGUCUCAGGCGGCUGGGCAACGGCACGUUCGAGGCGGCGGGCGAGCCGCGGCAGGUUAAUAGCGGGGGGUUUGCGGUGUAG